This is a messenger RNA of Caenorhabditis auriculariae, 2850 nucleotides long. Lineage: Eukaryota; Metazoa; Nematoda; Chromadorea; Rhabditida; Rhabditidae. The record is from the annotation of a GenBank genome assembly.
AUGGGAACGAACUCUACACAGUUGACGUUGAAUGGGAAAUGCUUCGAAGAGGGAUUGCUCCUUCUGAUGCCCGACAUCGAGAAGAAAAUCAACAACGUGAGUUUCUUCCCUCCUUUGAUCCUUCGAUUUCUCACAAAAUAGCCUUUUGGCUCUUGUUGAGGGAGCUCUGUAAUUGGGAUAACCAAAGGACGCAAUAUAAACCGAGCGUAGAUUGACGGCCUGACAGCCAACUCGUUGGCACGCAUUUCCUUCAAAGUAUUUCUUGCAAGGCUGUUUCCACAGCAGGGGAUUAGCCUUUCGGACAAUGUAGGGAAGACCUCGUCGGAAUCGAAUAUGGUGCUCCCUCCGAAGUUGUUGGAGCGGAAGGUCACAGGUGAAUCAGAGAUGCUCCGUCCGCUCUCCGACGAACACGGAACGAAAAAGAUAUCUCUCGAGGCGUAGGUCCGAGGCGAAAGUUACCAGAAAGAGAUGGAUGCGCGCAUCUAUUGCCGGCCUUCCGAGAUGUAUCGGGCUCGUGGGAAUGUUCAGGUGCAUUUUUUGCACAUGAAAAAGUCCGCAAGAGUUUUCUAUGUUGAGUUUUUUUUUUCAAAAAAAGACGGAUAAAUUGAUUGGUAUACGUAUGAGUUUGUGCUAACUGGUUUCAAGCUCAAUUUUUCAUUAUUCAGGGAUCAAUAGGAAGACAUGUAGAAGUAAGAUUUGAAUCAGCAUGUUUCUUGUUGAGAACUUCGAUUUCCUCAAAUUCAGAAGAUUUAUUCAAAGUUGCGCAUUUUUAUCGACUUUUUACAGUUGAUAGCCAAAUAGAUUAAAUAUAUCUCAUUGGCCUAGAUUUGAAACAAUCUGACUUCUCUGCGCUCUCUUUUCAUUCACCGCCGUGAUCAUGGAAUGGAGACUUGCUCUCGAGACUCUCGAGAUUGCUCACCAGGGAAAACCAGAUAAGAAGCCACAUUUUCAACUUGUGGCGACUGACCCCAAAAUGUCUAAUCGAAAAUGAAAUAAUAUUGUUUCCAAAGACUUCUUUACAGUCGCCAACGGGAAGUUUUGUUAAGCAGUGAAAGAUCUUUGGGUUUUACCUAUCCCUGCUCCAACAUCAGUAAGUUUCAGUUCAUCUUCCCCGUCCAAUUUGUGAUAACGGUGGUCGGGAAUCUACUCACGAUGACGGUGUUGCUCAGCGGCCACAUCAAAAACAGGUGAAAGAGCAGGAAACUGCUUACAUUUUGGUCGUCUACUGGAAGAGCUCUCGAAAAAGGUUUCCGUUUUAGAGCGAACCAUUUGCUGGCCUCCCUGGCGCUGUGCGACAUGAUGGUGUUCGUGAUGAUGCUGCCGCACUACGUCGCCUCCAUCGACUACGUCUCGGACUCGCCGACUUUCCGUCUCUUCCACUUCCACAGCAAACCCCACUUCGGAGCUCUCACUAACUGGUUCUCCGCCGCUGCUAUCUGGUUAGACAGGAGAAUCCGAAAGGAAAAGAACAUAAAAAAGGAGUUUCAGAAAAAUUUCCAUUUUGAAAAGCUCGUUUUCACUAAAAGCAAUAAAUUAGGGUUGAGAUUUUACUCAAUAACUGUUUCGGAAUUUUCAGUUCGUUUCAUAACUUCAGCCGUCAUGCGAACUUUCGACCAUAGAACUUAUAAAUAAUUGCUUAAAAUCUUUGUUUUUCUCACUUUUCUUGCUGAUUCACCGGCAAGUUUAGUAACUCGACCUUAUUUUACUUUAUUUUCAGGUUUGUUCUGGCCGUUUCUGUUGAAAGAUUGUUAAUCAUCAAGUUUCCAUUCCGCUCGCUCGACGUCUAUAAUGUGAGCAACGUGACCUUCCAAGCAGAACUUUGAGCAUAAAUUUCAGACUCGACAAAUAGUGAUAGUAUCUGUUGGAAUCCUACUCUCAACGCUCGUCCUCACAAGGUGAUUUCCAAAAUAUCUUUCUAGAGCAGGAGUUUUUUCAGUUACCACCACAUCUCGCACACGUGUCUUUCCUUCAUAGCGUGCCACGGAACGCAGGUUCUCGGCCGAUGUUAUCCGAACACGGAGGAACUCAUCGGAAAACGUCGCAAUCCGACUUCGGAUUUCGUCAAGCAGUACCUCCACGUCUCGGUUUUCGCCAACGCUCUGCUUGCGGUGCUUCUUCCCAUUUUCGCUGUGGCCAUCCUCAAUAUCAGCCUGAUACGACUGGUGAAAAAGCGCCACUCUCAGGUUUGUACCAGGGAAAAGCGAAUUGAGAUCUGUUUCUGAAGGAUCUUCUCAUGCGCAGUGCUACACCCUCCAACAUGCAAGAACAGGAGAAGAAAAUGACUCAUACGGUUAGUUUUAAAUGUUUUUUAGAAUCUUUCAAUUUUAAUUGAUUCAAAGAUAAUGAGUAAAGGAUCAUUUUUAAUCGUUCAGAAAAAAAAUAAUAAUAAAAAGCUAACGAAAACACACUUUUUUGAAAAGGGAAAGUUUCAAACCACAUUUCGAAAAAAAAAUUGUUUUUCCUUUGUUAGAACAAGAAUAGUUUCGGGCAAAAAAAUUCAUUACAAAUGUAUGUUUCAGGUGCUGGCGAUUGUGACUUGCUUCACGUUAACUCAAGGACCGUCUGCUGUGGUUUUCAUCCAUCAGAACCUUCUGCCUCUGAACGAGUGUGUUAAAAAUACAAAUUGAAAAAAAAAACAAGUUUAGGUACUCAAUCUACCUGUCCGUAGUAGCGAAUGAGCUCGUUCUGACGGGAAAAAUGCUGAACGUCGUCUUGUUCUGCCUGACCUCAGAGACUUUCCGGAGACGACUCUGGCACACCUGCCGCUUCUGGUUCACAAUCUUCUUCUAUGUCGGUCGGAAAGGAGGCAGGUACGGUAGACGUUUCGAUGUCGUUUUCAAGUUUUCCUAG